CUGCAUUUUAAAACAAUUUAAAACAAUGUAAAAGGGUGUGAUGAGUCAACUUCAGAGCCCAGACAGAUUCAGUCGCUCCAGCCUGAUGAUCGCGGAGUGAAUCGAUAUAGUAACUAGGCGAGCUGUCAGUGUGCGUGUGCUUGCUGCCGGUGCAAGCGAUAGACAGAGACCGUACCCGCUGCUAGCAAGCACAGGGAUUACAGAGACCCGUGGGAAGAAUACGAUGAACCGCUUCAAAGCAUCCAAAUUCAAAAACACCACGCCGAAGAUCCCCAAGAAAGUUGAGUGGAUCAGCGAUGUGCGGGCUGGCUCGGCUGCCUCCUGUGGGAACCACAUCAAAUCCAGCUGCAGCCUGAUCGCCUUCAACACGGAGCAGGGCGGUGGCGGAGUGCUGGGUCUGGUGUCUCUGGACAGUGGGAAUGAAGAGAAGCGCUCUGUGUCUCAGCUGCACUGUCAUACAGACCUGGUGACAGAUUUCGACUUUUCCCCUUUCGAUGACUUCCUUCUGGCCACGUGCUCUGCUGAUGAAACUGUGAAGGUGUGGCGGCUGCUGGAGCCUGGCCAGACCGUGCCGUCCUCCCCUGGGGUGACCCUGAGCCCCUGGGGGGGGGCGAGUCGAGAACGUUCUUUUCCACCCCACCGCUGAUGGAGUGCUGGCCGUCAGCGUAAGCGGGGCUGCCACAGUCUGGGACGCGGCUCGGCAGAGUCAACUCGCAGCCCUGGAGGAUCACGGAGACCAGGUUCAGAGCCUCUCCUGGAAACAGGAUGGCUCCCUCCUCGCCACGUCCUGCAAGGACAAGAAGCUGCGGAUCUUCGACCCCAGGGCUCAGCUGACAGCUGUGCAGAGCGCUCAAGGCCAUCAGAACAACAAGGAUUGUCGAGUGAUCUGGAUCGGAGACACAGACAGUAUAUUGUCUGCUGGAUUUAACCAGAUGCGGGAGAGGGAGGUCCGGGUGUGGGAUGCCAGGAAGAUGGGUUCUUCGGUGGGCUCAGUGUCGCUGGACACCUCCUCGGGGUGAGUAGAUUCAGCC
Molecule: messenger RNA, 1031 nt
Organism: Polyodon spathula (Mississippi paddlefish)
Lineage: Eukaryota; Metazoa; Chordata; Actinopteri; Acipenseriformes; Polyodontidae
Product: coronin-7-like
Exons: 9
Coding region: 224-646 (140 amino acids)
Molecular function (GO): protein binding
Source: RefSeq, a predicted model, not a curated record